UCCGCCAUCUCUUUCCUAUUUUUCGAAAAAGAAAAACUUAGGAGCAGCUCUAGCCCCCAGCCCCGCCAUGUCCGCUAUUGCUACUUCUGCUGCCCUUUCUUUUCCUUUCUCUUUUUGUCGCUCAACUAAGGCUUAUACAAGAAAGUGUUUCGAAGGUGGAUUUGGAGUGUUUGCUGUGUAUGAGGAGGUGUCGGGUGAGUUAAAAAACAAGAAUAGCUCCUGGUUGACAAUCUUUGAUGUGGAAGAUCCAAGGUCAAAAUUUCCUCAGUCUAAAGGGAAGUUCCUGGAUGCAAAUCAAGCUUUAGAAGUUGCUAGAUUUGAUAUACAAUAUUGUGAUUAGCGAGCUCGUCAAGACGUACUUACCAUAAUGCUCCUGCACGAAAAGCAAGUCGUGUGACUGGUGGAUACUAUGUGAGUAGGUUGUGGAAGUAUUGAAUCCUCUAGCACGGGAGUAUAAAUCUAUUGGAACUGUGAAGAAGGAACUCGCGGAUUUACAAGAAGCGCUUUCUCAGGCUCAUAAAGAGGUACAUAUAUCUGAGGUGCGGGUUUCUGCUGCUUUAGAUAAGCUAGCUUACAUGGAAGCAUUGGUUAAUGAUGGGCUUCUACCAGAGAGGAGUACAGAAGAAUCAGAUUCCCCGUCCUCAUCCCCCAGUACGUCUACAGUAUCUAGAGAUACUGUUAAAAGCCAGCAGCCUAGGAGAACCCUCAAUGUGUCAGGGCCUGUUCAAGAAUACAGUCCCCAUUUGAAGAACUUCUGGUAUCCUGUUGCUUUCUCCGCUGAUAUUAAGGAUGACACCAUGAUACCAAUUGAUUGCUUUGAGGAACCAUGGGUGAUUUUUCGCGGGAAAGAUGGAAAACCUGGAUGUGUCCGGAACUCAUGUGCACAUAGAGCGUGCCCCCUUCAUUUGGGUUCAGUGAAAGAGGGUCGCAUCCAAUGUCCUUAUCAUGGGUGGGAAUAUUCAACAGACGGAAAAUGUGAGAAAAUGCCAUCAACAAAAAUUCUGAAUGUUAAGAUCAAAUCUCUGCCAUGCUUUGAGCAAGAAGGAAUGAUAUGGAUUUGGCCUGGAAAUGAUCCUCCUCCAGCCACUCUUCCUUCUUUACUUCCACCUUCUGGAUUUCAAAUCCAUGCAGAGAUAGUUGUGGAACAUGGGUUACUUUUAGACAAUCUGAUGGAUCUUGCACAUGCUCCUUUCGUCCAUACAUCUACAUUUGCUAAAGGAUGGAGUGUCCCAAGCUUUGUAAAUUUUUUGACUCGAGCAUCUGGUCUGCAAGGACAUUGGGAUCCUUAUCCAAUAGAUAUGGAAUUUCGACCACCUUGUAUGGUUCUUUCAACUAGUGGAAUCUCAAAGCCAGGCAAAUUGGAGGGGCAGAGCACCAAAGAGUGCUCUACACACCUUCACCAACUUCAUGUAUGUUUACCUGCAUCUCGACAGAAGACAAGGUUGCUAUAUAGGAUGUCACUGGAUUUUGCUCCCAUAUUAAAACACAUUCCUUUCAUGAAAUAUGUGUGGAGGCAUUUUUCUGAACAGGUUUUAAAUGAAGACCUACGGCUUGUGAUUGGUCAACAAGACCGGAUGCUCAAUGGUGCUAACAUUUGGAACCUGCCUGUAUCAUACGAUACGCUAGGAGUGAGGUAUAGGAUAUGGAGAGAUGCUGUAGAGAGUGGAGCAAAGCAAUUGCCAUUCAGCAAAUGAAACAUGGAACUAAUCCACGGAUAGACUCAGGGUCGUCUCAACAAGUUUGGGAGCUUAAAGCCAACUUUAUAAAGAGGUCUUAUUUUUUUAGUUAUCAUAUAUAAAUUGAAGUCGUUUGGUAUAGUGUUUUAAGAAUAAUGCUAAAUAGAGUGUAUCAGUAAUGUUUGCAUUAAUUAUUUCUUAUGUAUUAUUUGGUUUGGUGUAUUAAAAAUAGCAUGUAUUGCAUAAUUUUUUUUAAAAUUAUUUAUUUACAAAAAUACCCUUGACAAAUAUGGUGGAAAAGAUGUAAAAAAGCUU
Messenger RNA from Solanum dulcamara, 1991 nucleotides. RefSeq names its product chlorophyllide a oxygenase, chloroplastic. Gene Ontology annotation, cellular component: chloroplast. Bases 576 to 1694 code for a protein of 372 amino acids. The record is from RefSeq and is a predicted model, not a curated record. NCBI's taxonomy places the organism in Eukaryota, Viridiplantae, Streptophyta, Magnoliopsida, Solanales, Solanaceae. Gene Ontology annotation, biological process: chlorophyll biosynthetic process. The transcript has 9 exons. Gene Ontology annotation, molecular function: chlorophyllide a oxygenase activity; iron ion binding; 2 iron, 2 sulfur cluster binding.